Messenger RNA from Sturnus vulgaris (Common starling), 1659 nucleotides. Lineage: Eukaryota; Metazoa; Chordata; Aves; Passeriformes; Sturnidae. The record is from RefSeq and is a predicted model, not a curated record.
GAGGAAGGACGCCAUUAUCGCAGCCGCCGCACAAAACACCACGAGAACUCGGCGCCCGCCUCACACGGAGUGCAUGCCUGGGCAGCUGCAGUGGUGCCUCAGGGGAUUUGCUGCUGGUUCUGAAUGAUGUCAGAGCAGGAUUUGGCAGAUGUGGUUCAGAUUGCUGUUGAGGACCUGACUCCAGAUAAUCCAGUUGUGUUGGAGAACCAUGAGGUGGCAGAUGAUGAUGUGGAACCUGCCCUGAAACGUCAGAGGAUAGAAAUCAACUGCCAGGAUCCCUCUAUAAAGUCGUUCCUGUAUUCCAUCAACCAGACCAUAUGCCUGAGGCUGGACAGCAUCGAGGCCAAGCUGCUGGCACUGGAGGCCACCUGCAAAUCCCUGGAGGAGAAGCUGGACCUGGUGAUGAACAAACAGCACAGCCCCAUCCAGGUGCCCAUGGUGGCUGGGUCCCCGCUGGGAGCCACCCAGACCUGCAAUAAAGUCAGAUGUGUUGUCCCUCAGACCACGGUGAUCCUCAACAACGACCGGCAGAAUUCCAUCGUGGCCAAGAUGGUGGGGCAGGAGGAGCCACUGAGCAGAGCAGCAGAUUCCCUGGAAAACAUCCUCAGCAAGUGGAUAAAUAAAAAAAAAAAAACCCUUCAUUUUCACUGGGCCUGGAGUGGUUUCUCAAGAAAAGAGAUCUCUGGGAGCGAGUUGGACACCUGGACUGGCUGCACCAGUUCCUGUGUAAACCAGAACGUGAACACCAACAAUUUUUGGUGCUGUUGGGAGGAUUACCCCAACGGGACGUGGCUGGGGGACGAGAACAACCCCGAGAUGCGUGUGCGCUGCCCCAUCACGCCCGCUGACAUGCUGCACAUCAGCACCAACUGCCGCACGGCCGAGAAGAUGGCCCUGACCCUGCUGGAUUACCUGUUCCACAGGGAGAUCCAGGCCAUCUCCAACCUCUCGGGACAGGGCAAGCACGGCAAGAAGCAGCUGGACCCUCUCAUGAUCUACGGGAUUCGCUGCCAUUUGUUUUACAAGUUUGGCAUCACAGAGUCAGACUGGUACCGCAUCAAGCAGAGCAUCGACUCCAAGUGCAGAACAGCCUGGAGGAGGAAGCAGAGAGGGCAGAGCCUGGCUGUGAAAAGCUUCUCCAGGAGAACACCCUCCUCCUCCUCCUACAGUGGCUCAGAGGGAUCCCAGAGCUCGGUGUCAGCCUCCAGUGAGAUGCAGCAGAACCAGCCCCAGGCCCUGCACUACGCCCUGGCCAAUGCUCAGCAGGUCCAGAUCCACCAGAUUGGAGAGGAUGGACAAGUCCAAGUAGGCCAUCUCCACAUAGCCCAGGUGCCCCAGGGAGAGCAGGUCCAGAUCACCCAGGACAGCGAGGGAAAUCUGCAAAUCCACCAAGUGCACGUGGGUCAGGACGGGCAGGUAGGAGCAGGAUUGAGUUCAAACAUUUUUCCUUGGUCUUUGAUUGGAAUUUUGGGAUCAUUCUCCCCAUUUUUUUAGUGCCUGUUUUAAAGUUCUGUGGCCUUCCUGGUGAAAUGAAUAAUGUGAAAAAGGAUAAAACUCCAUGGGAAUAUUUCAUAUUUGGCCCAUAUUUGGUUCAUCAUUCCUGCAAGAUUUUUUUUUUUUUUCUCCCUCCUUUGGCCUCUCCCCAAGGAGGAGCUGGAU